AUGGCUGCUCGAAGCACUCCGUUACGAAGAACAACACAAGAUGAUGUUGACGUUCAUUACCAACUCGCGUUAGUAUACGUUGUCUAUCAGCGUUACCUUCAUCCUUUGUCCAAGUACCCAGGUCACUUCCUCGCAAGUGUCACGGACCUAUGGCAGGCCCAUCAGUUCUUCACCCUCCAGCAGCCCUACAACUUGACCAAACUCCACGAGAAGUACGGGCCAGUCGUCCGAUACGGUCCGGACAAGCUGAGUAUCAUCUACGAGAGCGCCAUCCCUAUUAUCUACCAGAGAAGCGCAAAGCCCAUGCCGAAAACCGAGUUCUACGACGCAUACGGAGCCGCUCAUCCGAAUGUGUUCGGCAUGCGCAAUGAAGCAUUACAUUCUACAAGACGGCGCCACAUGUCCCAUAGUUUCGCCGCCAGCUACAUCAAAGAGAUGGAGCAGUACAUGGACCUGAAUAUCGCUAUCCUCAAGGACCGGAUCCGCUCAUACUGCAGCAGCGGCGAGGCCUUCAACCUGAAGAGACUGCUUCACUACUACAUGAUUGAUGUGAUUGGAGAACUCGCCUUUAGCCAGUCGUUCGGGGUGCAGGAGGCCGACGAUGAAUCGCUUGUUCCUCCUGUAAUUGAGCAUAGCCUGCUAGCCGCCGUGACUGGUGCAUGGCCGUCCAUGACAAAGGCUUUGAAAAAGUGGCUCCCGUACAUACCGCACGAUGGUCUUCGAAAACUCUUCACAGGCCGAAAAGCCUGCGCGGAUCUUGCCUCGACAUGUGUUCAGCGCUGGCUGAGGGACUUGAAGGGUGAUGGGCCGUUGGGUCAAGAAGACAGGGAGGACAUUCUGACCAAUCUGAUCAGAGCCAAACAUCCGGAGACCGGGGAGAAGCUUACGAAAAUUGACCUAGAAACAGAGGCAUUUGGCUUUAUAAUCGCAGGAACACACACUACUAGCGCAACCUCAACCCUCCUAUUCCACCAUCUCCUCCACAAUCCCGAUUUUAUGAAGACCUGCAUCGAGGAGAUAGACUCGAACCUCCCUGCUCUCGGCUCACUUGAGCCGGCAUACCCAGUAACAACCGCCGAGUCCUCACUCCCUUUCCUUCGCAACUGCGUGCGUGAGAACUUCCGCCUUACGCCUGUCUUCACAAUGCCACUAGCUCGCUGCGUCAUGGAUCCAGCCGGGGUGACCAUUGAGGGUCAUCAUUUCCCUCAAGGUACCUCCAACGCCGUCUGCAACCACGCCUUCCACCACAACCCCGACGUCUGGGGCCCAGACCACAACAUAUUCGACCCAACUCGGUGGGACGACCCAUCCAUCGCCGCCAAUGCGCGCCUCUCCUAG
Molecule: messenger RNA, 1338 nt
Organism: Aspergillus mulundensis
Lineage: Eukaryota; Fungi; Ascomycota; Eurotiomycetes; Eurotiales; Aspergillaceae
Exons: 5
Coding region: 1-1338 (445 amino acids)
Molecular function (GO): monooxygenase activity; iron ion binding; oxidoreductase activity, acting on paired donors, with incorporation or reduction of molecular oxygen
Source: RefSeq, a predicted model, not a curated record